UUACGUGUUUGACUAAAUGCCGCGAUGCGCAAACCGAUCGUAGUACGACGUCAGUACCGCGAGAGCAAAUUGUCCCGAAUACUUUCUAAUCGCCUUUGACAUGCCUCGAACACGCAUGUAACGUAUUUCGUCCUAUAUUUCACCGUUUGUCACAACUCCCAAAGACCACAGUUGCAAUUCCUAUGUUUUGGCGCGGAGCAUCUUGGAUGUAAUGUAACAAUGAGCGUCUCCUUGAGGUUGCAUUGUAGCCAGUCAGUCUGCCCGAGUUCCGACACCGCGAGGGAAGUUCCACGUAGGAAGUCGAGAGUGUCCUCUGUGCAGCGUAACAAAAUGACGUCCGGGACUGACAAUGUCAUCCGUUUAAAUCAGUUUAAAAAUAAAGGAAUAGACGCUAAUAAAUUAAGACGAAGAAGAUUCGAGUUCAACGCGGAGCUCCGAAAGGCGAAAAAAGAUGAUCAGAUAUUUAAAAGGAGAAAUGUGAGCUGUGUUUCAGAUGAUGCCGUCUCACCGUCGCAAGAACGCAGUCAGAAUGCACAGCAUUGGACUCUCAAGGAUAUUGUAUGGGGUAUAAACAGCCAAACUAUGGAUUAUCAGUUACAAGCCACAUAUGCAGCAAGGAAGCUUUUAUCAAGAGUAAAGAAUCCUCCAGUGGACCAAAUUGUGGAUGCUGGCCUUGUUGCUAAAUUUGUGAGUUUACUGGAAUUGGCUGAGUGUCCUGCCAUUCAAUUUGAGGCUGCUUGGGCUCUGAAUAAUAUCGCAUCUGGGACCACUGAGCAGACAAAAGCUGUAGUGGACGGAGGUGCAAUCCCAGCUUUCAUUAGUCUGAUUUCCUCUCCUCAUCCUCACAUCAGUGAACAGGCCAUUUGGGCACUUGGGAACAUAACAGGUGAUAGAGCAGCAUACAGAGAUGAAGUAAUCAAGCAUGGUGGCAUUUUUCACCUUCUGUCACAUCUUAGCACCACUGACUUGUCUAUUUUUACACUCACCUACCUGAGGAAUGUCACUUGGACUCUCUCGAACCUUUGCCUAAAUAAAGACCGUGCCCCGCCAAUGGCUGCAGUUAAGCAGAUGCUGCCUGCACUGCUCCGUUUGCUUCACCACAGUGACAGAGAAGUGCUUGCUGACACAUGCUGGGCAGUUAAAUUCCUAACUGAUGGCCAGAAUGAGCGUAUUGAGCUGGUUGUUCGUGCUGGUCUUGUGCCUCGUUUGGUGCAACUUCUUAGUUGUGGGGAUACUGAAAUUGUGACUCCAUCACUAAGGGCGGUGGGUAAUAUAGUGACAGGUACAGAUGAGCAGACCCACAGUGUGUUAAAUGCUGGUGCUUUGGCUGCUUUUCCUUUGUUACUGCGUUAUCAUAAGCCCAGCAUUCAGAAAGAGGCAGCAUGGACUCUGUCUAACAUCACUGCUGGAAAAGACACACAGAUUCAGGAGGUUAUCAAUGCAGGCCUAGUGCCUCCGCUUGUGGAGCUCCUAACGCAGGGAGACUUUAAGACACAGAAGGAGGCAGUAUGGGCAAUUACAAACUACACAAGUGGUGGAACAGUGGAUCAGAUUGGGUGUCUUAUUCAGUGUAAUGUUAUUGUGCCAUUACUCAACUUACUGUCAGCCAAAGAUAUCAAGAUGAUCUUGGUUGUCCUGGAUGGCAUUUUCAAUAUUUUCAUGGCAGCAGAGAAGACUGGAGAAGCAGAAAGAUUGUGUCUAAUGAUAGAGGAGUGCGGUGGAUUGGACAGGAUUGAAGCUCUGCAGACACAUGAGAAUGAGAUGGUCUACAAAGCUGCUCUCAGUUUGAUUGAAAAGUACUUUGGCAAAGAGGUGAGAGAAGAUAAAUCCAUUGGUCUAGGAACCACCUCUGAGGAUUACACAUUCCAGUUUGCUGAUAACAGAAGCACUUUCAACUUUACUUUAUCUUCUCCUUUUUAAGGGCCCUGUUGUUUAUUUUUGUUAGCGCCCAAGCCCUGUUUUUACUCAAGAUUUCAACUGAAACGGUCAUUUAGUUUACUUAUUGAGUGAAUAAUGUCUUGGGAGGCUUAAAAUAGCAAAAAGUAUUUUCAAGAUGUCAUUUUUUUCUCAAAAACAUAAUGGUGAGGUAUUCAUUUAUUUAAAGCGACAACACACAGUUUUUAUUUAGUCAGUUUGACGCUGCAGUAUUUAUCCAAAAAAUGUUUGUUGACACCACAAAUAAGAACAUUAACCCAGUGUUUAGUGAUGUACAGUGUGAAAAGUCAGGUUAUGGAUACCCAGGGCUAUCUCUUUACCCCUGGUAAUUUAUUUAGUUUCAGCAGUGUGAAACAUGAAACGCAUAACACAGGAUUCUGUUGGUUAACGUGAAGUUAACCAACACGUCAAGUGUGAAGACAAAAAGACAGCAUGUUCAACUUGUACAGCUGUACAUAUUCAAGUAUAAACAAAUAUUAUGCAGAAAUGUAAAAUAAAUAAAUUAAAAUCAAUUCUAUUGUCAGACACACUAAAGAAACAGACUUUUUAAUUGUUGCAUUUUCACACUUGACCCAAGUUUACUAUUUUCUAUUAAAGUUGUAAUAUUUUGAGAAUACAUUUGUAGCAAUAUGAGAAUAAACUCUUGUAAAGUAUUUUGAGAAUAAAGUCGUGAUUUUGACAUGAAUGUGUUUGAAGUUGUGUGAACAAACAGAAAUGACAAAAAUUAAAAUACCAAAUUCAAUGUGUAUAUGUCGAAAUCAAAAUGACAAAUUCAAGAUGAUCUAAUCUUGCUAUUUGUGAUCUGGCUAAUUACGUUUUUUUUAUUUAUGUUCGAGUUUGAACAGUAUAGCCGGACUGAUUUCACUUGGAUCAUUAGAUCUUGCGUUAGGGUUAGGGAAUAGAUGGACAGUUAAUGCUGAAUCUGAAGAUGUAUACCCUGGAUUAGAGCGAAAGCGUGAUAAGGCAAAGCGUGUGGACCAAUGAAUGUCCUUUGCUUCCCAUUCUGGUACUGGGGUCUUUCUGAGGUGUGCAUAUGUUAGCCCACCAAAAUCUAGUUUAGCAAACCAUUCUCCACUAUGACCACAAAAGCUUCUAUAAAAAAUGACCUCAAUUUACCAAGUGUGCCAAUAAUAGGACUAUAUGUAAUUUCUAAGAUUAACUAUUUAAGCGCAAAACUGUAAUUUUCACGUUUUAUUUAUUUUGUAGGAUUUUUCAUUAAAAGUUUUUACAAACACAUAAUUCACAACAGCACCAGUUUGGUCAAGCACUUAUUUAAUCUCCUCAG
This is a messenger RNA of Triplophysa rosa, 3220 nucleotides long. RefSeq names its product importin subunit alpha-1-like. Gene Ontology annotation, biological process: NLS-bearing protein import into nucleus. The transcript is spliced from 11 exons. The record is from RefSeq and is a predicted model, not a curated record. Gene Ontology annotation, molecular function: nuclear import signal receptor activity; protein binding. Bases 220 to 1920 code for a protein of 566 amino acids. Gene Ontology annotation, cellular component: nucleus; cytoplasm. Lineage: Eukaryota; Metazoa; Chordata; Actinopteri; Cypriniformes; Nemacheilidae.